Messenger RNA from Pseudomassariella vexata, 518 nucleotides. RefSeq lists its product as uncharacterized. The record is from RefSeq and is a predicted model, not a curated record. The transcript is spliced from 3 exons. The coding region runs from base 125 to 406 and encodes 93 amino acids. NCBI's taxonomy places the organism in Eukaryota, Fungi, Ascomycota, Sordariomycetes, Amphisphaeriales, Pseudomassariaceae.
AUGGACUUUGACCAGUACAAGCCUAUGUAGAAAACCAGACUAUGACACGUGUUAGCUAUUAACGAAUGUAGUCGUCAUCAACCGGUAAUAUCUCUGAUAAUGAUAAGAUAAUGAAGUAGCAUGUAUGCUGCAAGGUUACAAUUGCUUGAAGUUCCCCGCACCACACACAUAUAGGAGGCAACACAAUAGCAGCACUGCUACGCCGCCCCAAAGCGCCUGUGCACCAAAUAUAAAGUACUCUUUCAAGCAACUCUGUGUUACUCGAAAAAUCCCAACAAUUGUUUCGGACCUCCUCAGGGUGUUCCAUCCCGAAGUCACUAAUGCACGUUCAGUCCUAAUAUCCCUGCAAGACGGCAAUGUCUACCCGGGGUCUGUCGCUUCAACUCAAGAUAACCUAGGCAGAUAGAUGCACACGUUUUAUCGGGGAGGUCCAGUGUACGUACCUACUAGCUAUUAUACCGUCGAAGACGCGAUCAUUUGAUUGCAACACUACUGUAAAUCUCCUUCUGGUCUUGUAU